CACUUCAUACAAACUCUUUUGGUCCAUUCUUAUCUUACCAUUGUAGAGAAGCGGAAAACUCCAUCUACUUGAAAAGAUGGUUCAGAGACUUACAUAUCGAAAGCGGCACAGCUAUGCCACCAAAUCCAAUCAACAUAGGGUUGUCAAAACUCCUGGUGGAAAGCUAAUUUACCAGAGCACAAAGAAGAGAGCUAGCGGCCCAAAAUGUCCAGUUACUGGGAAGAGAAUCCAAGGGAUUCCACACCUGAGACCUACUGAAUACAAGAGAUCCAGAUUGUCCAGGAACCGCAGGACUGUGAAUCGUGCUUAUGGAGGUGUGCUGUCUGGAAGUGCUGUAAGGGAGAGAAUCAUUCGCGCUUUCUUGGUUGAAGAACAAAAAAUUGUGAAAAAGGUGUUGAAGAUUCAGAAGGCAAAGGAAAAGCUUGCCUCAAAGAGCUGAAGAUAAAGACACUGAAAUCUCUUGCAAUUCUAUUAUGUUUUCAGUUAACUUAGGCUGUGAUGACGAUUAAGAUGUGUGAAAGAACAUGUUGAAAUGCUAGUACUCGAUAUCUAGUAGAAUCUGAGGCUCUAGUAUAUGGUUUUGUAGACUCAGUUGUUGAAACUAUUGCCACCUGACUGGAGAGGUUGUUUCCUCUUUCCAAUUCAGUGAUACUUUAAUGCAUGGUAACUUUUGAAUUUA
Nicotiana attenuata is the source of this 679-nucleotide messenger RNA. Its product is annotated as 60S ribosomal protein L34. Gene Ontology annotation, cellular component: cytosolic large ribosomal subunit; ribosome. The record is from RefSeq and is a predicted model, not a curated record. The transcript is spliced from 4 exons. Gene Ontology annotation, molecular function: structural constituent of ribosome. Lineage: Eukaryota; Viridiplantae; Streptophyta; Magnoliopsida; Solanales; Solanaceae. Gene Ontology annotation, biological process: translation; ribosome biogenesis. The coding region runs from base 77 to 439 and encodes 120 amino acids.